Microtus oregoni (creeping vole) is the source of this 2419-nucleotide messenger RNA. It is a transcript of the gene Naga, whose product is annotated as alpha-N-acetylgalactosaminidase. Lineage: Eukaryota; Metazoa; Chordata; Mammalia; Rodentia; Cricetidae. Bases 706 to 1929 code for a protein of 407 amino acids. Gene Ontology annotation, cellular component: cytoplasm. The record is from RefSeq and is a predicted model, not a curated record. Gene Ontology annotation, molecular function: alpha-galactosidase activity. The transcript is spliced from 11 exons. Gene Ontology annotation, biological process: oligosaccharide metabolic process; glycoside catabolic process; glycosylceramide catabolic process.
AAGGGCUCCAAAGAGAAGCAAAGCAGGCCUGGAAAAGAGGAAGGCCCAUCUAGCCGCAGCCCUUCGUGGGCCCCACGGAGGGGCUGAGCCCACGAACGCCUAAAGAUGAGGCCUCUCCCUCGGGCGGCCCUAUGGGUGCCUGGAUGCCUGGAUCCCGCCCGGAUUCUUCAGCCACGCCCUCCAGGUCACCUCCUCCCGGAGCCCGCCCGACCCGCACUCACCUACAGAGCCUGAGCCUGCCUCGUCGGGUGCUUUGCGACCGCUCUCUGCUCCGGACCCCGCGCCUCCGCCCGGGCCGCAGACGUGGCCGCUGGAGCCAGGAGACCCCGCCCGGGAGGCUCGUGUUACCGCCCCGGUCUCUCCCCGCCCAGUACCCACCAGGCCUCGGGAUCUGCAAAGUCGCCUCGGCACGCACACCAGAGGGAAACUGAGGACCUGGCGGUGAGGACCCGCCUGAGCCGCAGGACUUGUCGGUACGUGGAGGCAGCAGCUGGGGGCUCCUGAGGCUAAACGUACAGCGGACUGAGCGACCGAGAAGGUGGACCUAGGAGGACCGAGGAGACCAAGGAGUACUCUGGACCUGGGAUCUUUGAGGACCGAGGCCGAGAACCCGGACUUCGCACGGAGAUCCGGAGCCUGUUCAACAUAUAAAGCUGAUUGGAGCAGAGAAGAUUCAGUUGGGUCCUGAUAAUUGACUCCGAGGCGAUGCUGCAAAAGACAGUGCUCUUACUGGCCCUGGUGACCCAGGUACUGAUGCUGGAGAAUGGGCUCCUGCGAACUCCACCCAUGGGCUGGCUGGCCUGGGAACGUUUCCGCUGUAACAUCGAUUGUGACCACGACCCAAAGAACUGCAUCAGUGAACGCCUCUUCAUGGAGAUGGCUGACCGGCUGGCCCAGGAUGGAUGGCGGGACCUUGGUUAUGUAUACAUCAACAUCGAUGACUGCUGGAUUGGUGGGCGUGAUGCCAAAGGCCGCCUGCUGCCUGAUCCCAAGCGCUUCCCUCAUGGGAUUGCCUUCCUGGCUGACUAUGCCCAUUCCCUGGGUCUGAAGCUAGGCAUCUAUGAGGACUUGGGCAAAAUGACCUGCAUGGGUUACCCUGGUACCACUCUGGACAAAGUGGAGCUAGAUGCCGAAACCUUCGCUGAGUGGAAGAUUGACAUGCUGAAGCUGGACGGCUGCUUCUCUACUGCCAAAGAGCGUGCACACGGGUAUCCCAAGAUGUCUGCUGCCCUGAAUGCCACAGGCCGCCCCAUCGCCUUUGCUUGCAGCUGGCCAGCCUAUGAAGGGGGCCUACCCCCCAAGGUGAACUACACUCUGAUUGCCAACAUCUGCAAUCUCUGGCGUAACUAUGACGAUAUCCAGGACUCCUGGAAGAGCGUGCUCUCCAUUCUGGACUGGUUUGUGAAACACCAAGACAUACUGCAACCAGCAGCGGGUCCUGGACACUGGAAUGACCCAGACAUGCUGCUCAUCGGGAAUUUCGGCCUGAGCUUUGAGGAAUCCCGGGCCCAGAUGGCCCUGUGGACAGUGCUGGCAGCCCCCCUCUUCAUGUCCACAGACCUGCGUACCAUUUCCCCCCAAAACAUAGACAUUCUUCAGAAUCCACUCGUGAUCAAAAUCCAUCAGGACCCCUUAGGCAUCCAGGGACGUAGGAUCUUCAAGAGUAAAUCCCAAAUUGAGGUGUUCAAGCGGCCUCUGUCUAAUGGGGCGAGUGCCCUAGUCUUCUUCAGCCGCAGGACAGACAUGCCUUACCGCUUCCAUUCCUCCCUCUUGGAGCUGAACUUCCCCGAAUCCAAAGAGUAUGAGGGCCAGAAUGUCUUCACAGGGGAUGUCAUCAGAGGCCUCAAGAGUGAAACCAACUUCACUGUGAUCAUCAACCCUUCGGGGGUUGUGAUGUGGUACCUAUAUCCCAUGAGGACCCAAGAAUGACAGGCUAUGGCAGUCCCACUGAGCCUGGACCGUGGAGCUUUGGCAUGCCAAAGACAUGGCAGGGUUCUGUCCUCCCGAGGCUGCUUGGCGAUGUGACCCCAUCAUACCCAAAGUGCAUUUGUAGGGCCGGUUUCCAUGCCCUGCCGGAGCCGGGGCCCUCUUGGAAACCAACCUUGGGACAGUUUCCUGUGGCCUUCGGACCUCUGCCGCCACAGCUCUGCAGAUAAUUGCUGAACAACUUGGCCAGCCUCCUGAGCCCCCACAGGAGCUCAUUGGACUCUAGCCUCUGACUUUGCUGACUCAGAAAUCAGGAUUUGGAAUUUUUCGAAUUAGGAGCAGAGAUCUGACUCUGUGCCAGGAGCUCUCACAAAUCAUGUGAUUGGCCUUCCUACUGGAGAAGGCCUUGCAGUUGAUACCUUGGGGAGUGAGGGGUGGAUUGGAGACCUCAGCUCCCUUAGGUCACCAAUAAAGCUGUUUGACUGUUCUCUAA